Aphis gossypii (cotton aphid) is the source of this 726-nucleotide messenger RNA. RefSeq lists its product as uncharacterized. The transcript has 4 exons. The coding region runs from base 245 to 598 and encodes 117 amino acids. Lineage: Eukaryota; Metazoa; Arthropoda; Insecta; Hemiptera; Aphididae. The record is from RefSeq and is a predicted model, not a curated record.
UUCGACUGAAAUAACAAUAAUAGUUAUAGAGUGGCAGUGGUUGUGGUGUUUAUAAAAAUGCUCACACGAAAGCGAAGUACCUCAUUUGCUUCCAAUCGUUUGUUAAUCCAUUCGUAUAAAAUACUUUUUAUGUGCAUCGCCGACGAAAUAACACUACGAUGACAAAGAUAAUAUUAUAAUAUAAUAACAAAUGAUACAUUAUCAAUACGUUCGUUUCGGUAACGGAUGUUCACCAAAUCUUUAGAUGGUACACGAGAGAGAGGGUAUCAUGUUGUCAUCUGUAUUUCUGUUUGACAGGCGGCUUAUGAUAUUACUAUGUCUACUACUGCAACUGGCUUAUCACGCUCGAGUUCAAUCAAUGCACUACGUUCCGCACCCACAGAAAAGUCCAUUCAUUGACGCCACAGAGAUGGAACCAGGUAAAGGAUACUUUUGUGAUAAUGGGACAUGGAUGGAACCGAAAAAAGUUCGACAGCGGGACCUUCACAAGAAGUUCAUGCACAGAGUGCAAAAGAAAAUUUGUGAACAAAUUUUCAAUUCCAUCAAGAUGCGACUGCGUAUAAAGAAGUUUGAUAUAGAUAAUCCAUGCAACGACUAAAAUCAAACCGGUCAAGAAUUGCAUGUAUAGCACAACACCUACACGUUUAAUGUGUUUUAAGGUCGAUUUACAUCUUUAAAAUAUAUAUUAUAAUUUCUAAUUAUACUCACAAAACUUAUAAUCGAAAA